AUGAAUCUCUCACUUAUCGAUCCGUUUGUCCUGGCGCAGGAAUACCCAGAUACUCUGACUGAGAAGCUGAGCAGCGGCCAUGCGACAUGUUUAAGCUUCAACCACAAAGGCGACUACCUUGCCUCCGGACGAGUGGACGGCACAGUGGUAAUCUUCGACAUUGAGACCAACGGCGUGGCGCGCAAAUUGCAAGGUCACACGCGACAGAUCCAGUCUCUGAGCUGGUCUCGCGAUGGCCGCUACCUUCUCACCUCCUCCCAAGACUGGAAAUGCAUCCUCUGGGAUCUCAAAGACGGCUCACGAAUCCGUACAGUCCGAUUCGAGGCGCCAGUAUACAUCGCCGAGCUACACCCAUUCAACCACCUCCUCUUCGUCGCCUCCCUCUUCGAAGACCAACCAGUACUGGUAGACGUCUCCGGCACCAAACCAAUCAAACGAAUCCUCCCCUCCGCCCCCCUCAGACCACAAGCCCCAAACGGCGAAGAAGUUGACCCAACCAUAGCCGCAAAACAAGCAGCGCAAGACGCCAAGCACUCGACAUGCGUAACCAUCUUCACAGCCUUCGGCAACCACAUAAUCGCCGGCACCUCAAAAGGCUGGAUCAACAUAAUCGAAACCCAAACCUGCACCACAAUCCACUCAAUGCGCCUCUGCAACGGGGUCGUAAUCCUCCUCCGACUCGCCAGCAACGGACGCGACCUCCUAGUCAACAGCUCAGACCGAGUAAUCCGCACAGUGCUAAUGCCAGACCUAUCACAGCUGGGAAUCGACCUAGAACCAUCGGCGAUAAAACUACACGUGGAGCACAAGUUCCAAGACGUGGUCAACCGACUCAGCUGGAACCACGUGACAUUCUCAUCGACAGGCGAGUUCGUCACCGCAACAACAUUCAUGAACCCGGAUAUAUACGUGUGGGAACGCAGCCAUGGGUCGCUGGUUAAAAUCCUGGAAGGGCCGCGUGAAGAACUCGGCGUUGUCGAGUGGCACCCCAGCAGACCGAUGGUUGUGGCGUGCGGACUAGAGACUGGGUGCAUCUACACGUGGUCGAUCGUAUCGCCGCAGAAAUGGUCGGCGCUGGCGCCAGAUUUCGGCGAGGUUGAAGAGAAUGUUGAGUACAUGGAGGCGGAGGAUGAGUUUGAUGUUCACCCUGCUGAGCAGGUGCAUCAGCGACGUUUAGAUCAGGAAGAUGAGGAGCCGGAUGCUGUGACGCUUGAUUUGGUGAAGGGGGAUGGGGAUGCUGAUGGGGUUGAGCCGUUUAAUCUCCCUGUAUUGCUGGAUAUUGAGGACAGUGAUUCUGGUGAGGAUGUUGUUGCUGUUGGGCCGGGGACUAUGCGGCGGAGGACGCCUGGGGCUGGAAGAGAGGGUGUCAAUGGGGAUGCGGAGAAGCCUGCGACUAAUGGAGCUUCGAGGGGCGCUACUAGGAGUCGGCGGCGCUAG
Messenger RNA from Penicillium expansum, 1437 nucleotides. RefSeq names its product Set1-mediated histone H3-K4 methylation subunit Swd1. Lineage: Eukaryota; Fungi; Ascomycota; Eurotiomycetes; Eurotiales; Aspergillaceae. The coding region runs from base 1 to 1437 and encodes 478 amino acids. Gene Ontology annotation, molecular function: protein binding. The record is from RefSeq and is a predicted model, not a curated record. Gene Ontology annotation, cellular component: Set1C/COMPASS complex. The transcript is spliced from 5 exons.